ACAGAAGUGUCAGGACAGAGCAGAUUAAAGUGCGCCCAUCAACACCCACUCACACCUACACUUCAGCAAAGUGCCGACAACAAGAACAGUACCUGGGCGCUGAAGCUGUUGCUGCUAAGGACUCCUCUAUAAGAAGCCGAUGGUGGUGUGUAGACCAAGACAUUUUGGUAUCGUAGGUUUCUUAUCACAUCUCAACACUAAGCGAGGAUGAGCCCAACAACACUUUAUUGUCUUCUUGGACUUGUACUGAUAGUUCCUGAUGCUGUCAUUGGUGCUAUGUUUCAAGAAGAUUGCUCUGUCAACAACAUCUGCAUUUCUGGUUAUGCGUGUGAGAUAGACCUACAGAUUUGUCUGGCGACACCAGGUCAACAGUGUAAUACGACUACCGACUGCGUGUAUGGUGCUUCGUGCUCGGAGGGUAUAUGUUACUGUAACUCUGGGUACCGGCCGUUUUUAGCCGGGUUCUGUGAACAUGACGAUAACACUCGUCUAUUAGGAGAACCUUGCUCCGACAAAAGGCCUUGCAAUCAUGAUGGAAAAGAUUCUCGUGGCACGAUCACAUGCUAUGUAUGUGAUCGGGUGACAGACAGGUGUGCAACGAAAGCCAGCUCUUUAUGUCUAACAUCCACGGAGUGUGUGUCGCAUUCUACCUGUGAUUGGUUAGAAGGAUGUGUCUGUGACAGCGGAUACACUGCCAAUGAGGCUGGGCUGUGUGGUCCUAGUGCUGGUGGUACUUCAGGAGACUACUGCUCUAGCCAGACGCCUUGCCUCUCUGGUUAUGUGUGCAUAGAGCAUACGUGUUAUUCUGACGGGGGCGCUGCCUGCUCUGACUCCCUGCAAUGCCCUAAUGGGACAUGUGAUUCGGAACAGAAAAAGUGCUCAACGAAAGCCAGCUCUUUAUGUCUAACAUCCACGGAGUGUGUGUCGCAUUCUAUCUGUGAUACUUUAGAAGGAUGUGUCUGUGACAGCGGAUACACUGCCAAUGAGGCUGGGCUGUGUGGUCCUAGUGCUGGUGGUAGUUCAGGAGACUACUGCUCUAGCCAGACGCCUUGCCUCUCUGGUUAUGUGUGCAUAGAGCAUACGUGCUAUGCUGACGUGGGCGUGGCCUGUUCUGACUCCCUGCAAUGCGCUAAUGGGAUAUGUGAUUCGGAACAGAAACAGUGCUUACUACCGCAGUACUACCGAUGUCAAACCUCUGCCAGCUGUGUGUCGCAUGCUACGUGUGCCAGUCACGGUCACUGUAUGUGUAACACCGGAUACACUCCCAAUCGGAUUGGUCUUUGUGAAGCAAUUGGAAAUCAAGUGGCUAAUCCAACUACAAGUCCAACAUCUGUGGAAAACAGUACACAGGCUGUGGCAAACAGUACACAAGCUGUGGCAAACAGUACACAAGCUGUGGCAAACAGUUCACACGCUGUGGAAACGAGUUCACACGCUGUGGAAACGAGUUCACACGCUGUGGAAACGAGUUCACACGCUGUGGAAACGAGUUCACACGCUGUGGAAACCAGUACACACGCUGUGGAAACCAGUUCACACGCUGUGGAAACCAGUACACACGCUGUGGAAACCAGUUCACACGCUGUGGAAACCAGUACACGACUUGUGGAAGGAAGUACAACGAUAAGUAAUACAUGUUCUGGGCAGCGAAACAAGGGCUUGAGACUGACGAUGGUGUGGAUACCCAACGGUCUCUCCUUGAUGACCGCUUUUCUACUCGUCGGCUUGUAACCUGUACGGUACAUGUGUGUUUGUGUGUGUAUGUCAGCAAGUGGGCUACUUGACAUUGUAAACACUCUUUCCAUUUAUCUUCCAUCACGACGAAGGAAUUACUUUCUUCUAUUUGUAAAAAGACGCCAAUGAUUCUAGACCUCAUAUUCAAACCUGUGCUCUACGAUAUCCUUAAUAAUUUAUUUGUAAUGUAGACUAUCAUAUCGCACUUAGAAACCAUUGGGUUAAAUCUGAGUGAAUACAGGGAAAAGAUUCACUAAUUAUGCUUCAUUGGUUUUAGUUUAGUAAGUACAGGUAAUGGAUUUAAUGAAACAUAAUAAAGAAUUAUUAAAGGGUAAUAAAUAGCUUGAUUAUCAACGUUUUAUCGACAAGAAACAAGGGUCGGUCAUACUACUACAACAACAACAACAACAAAUUAAAUUAACGAAAACAACAAGAAAAAAGAGAACAAAGCAUGCGAACAGGAAUAUUAGUACAUAAAUUUUGUCUUAUGUUUGUUUAUACUUUGUGAGUGUAGAUAUAGUUGACACUUUAAUGCUUGGUAGAUGUUUUUUUUUUUUUUUUUUUUUUUACUUCUUUCUCAAAGCAUGAAACAUACAACUGUAAAGUCUACCUAGGGAUAGAUUAGUAGGUUGAUACCUCUCAGACACAAAAGACAUGUUCCGGAAAAAGUUCCUAUGCUGAAAAUUCGUGUGUUGCUUUAAAAAAUAUUAUGUCAUCCUGAAGAGAACAUUAGUAAGCUCUAUGCCAGACUUUUUAAAAUUUAUUUUAAAAUCAAAGACUUUAGGUGAUUCAUAAUUUUUUUUAUUUCAUAUGUGCCUUGAUGUUUUGUAAAAUGUGAUAGAUGUUACUUUUUGUUCCACACUGUCCUUUACAUUUACUGGGAGCCUGAUAUGGAAUCGUAAACUGAUCCAGUGUUGUGCGGACUGACUUCUCUUUGAAAAAUAGGCAGAUGUGAUAAUGGACUUGAAAACUUGCACUUUAAUUCCAGAUUUGUUUGUUGUGAAAUACAUUUUUACAGUUAAUUUACUACACCGCUUUAGAAAUAUGAAUAUGUUUUAGUAGUUGUGGUCUGUUGCUUUGGGAGUUAUGUCUUUCCUACACUGGGAGCUCAAUGCACUGUGUUAUAAUACGAUAUCUAUGAAGUAAUAUUUGUAUGUUGUACGAUGUAUUUAUAGGUCUUGCACUCAGUAAAACACAACUUUUAAUUAAACCUUUAUGUACCGGCGACCUUUUCAUACGCCGUGGAUGUUGUUGUUGUUUCCUAAUCUCCUUUAUCAUUUCCUUCUUUGAGAACUAAAAACUCAAAUGUUAUAUGAUCCAGGACCAUGUCUUGGAGAAUGUGUUCUCUUAGAAACUAAAGGUAAUGGAGGUUAUCUAAUUUGAAAUCACUUCUUUAUAACACUACAUUUUUGUUCUUUGCACAAUUUUUUUUCCUAUAGACUAAAAACUUUACUGUAGUCAUAUCGCAGUAUAAAUGCCACUUGUAGUUUUAGUUUUUAAAGGUUCGUUUCUUUCUUUGCUUAAUAUUAUAAAUCUUACACCUCAUAUAUUUUUAACUAAUGUGUAAUAAAUUGGUCUAUAUUAUUAUCUUUUUUUAAA
This is a messenger RNA of Pomacea canaliculata, 3333 nucleotides long. Its product is annotated as prion-like-(Q/N-rich) domain-bearing protein 25. NCBI's taxonomy places the organism in Eukaryota, Metazoa, Mollusca, Gastropoda, Architaenioglossa, Ampullariidae. The record is from RefSeq and is a predicted model, not a curated record. The transcript is spliced from 16 exons. Bases 208 to 1731 code for a protein of 507 amino acids.